CGCCGCGCACCGAGCCCCGUCAGCCCCGCAGCCCGCUCACCCGCCCGCCGCAGAGCUAGAAGGAAAAUGAUGAAAAUGUUGCCUUUUUUCCAAAGUGGUCCUAUUGGAAUACGCAAUGGAUCAGAGGGUUGCAUUGGUGUAAACAGACAGCUUGGAAACCCUUCAACAUCGGUAGCUGAAGUCGUCUCUGCCAGUCCUGGACCUUCUGGAGACGAGAUUUGGUCCAGAGACCAGGAGAAGAUGAGUGAAAGGCCAGAGGCAUCCGGCAGACCUUCACGUGCAUCUUCCAUCACGAGCAAUGGGAGCUGCACCUUUGCUGGGGACAGCCCUGAAAAGGGGAAGAAAGGAAUAAAGGGAAUCCUUACGGGUGCAUUUAAGAAGAUUAAAAAGACCAAGCCACCCAGUGUCAAACAAGUCAUGGAUCUCCUUGAAGACAACAAGCUUUGUGAUGCUGCUCAGUAUCUAAUUGUCCUGGAGAAGAGCCUGUCUACCAAAAGUGAGGAGGGAGUGAGCAUCAGCCAGCAAGAGGUUGAGUCCAUCUACGAAAUUCUGAAGCACAAAGUCUUCAGCAUCUUGAAAGACUCCAUACUGCUGGCGAAAACAAACCCAGAACUGCUGCAGCAGGCAGUAGAGGCACUGAAAGAGCAGGAGAAAGAAGAUCAGAACUACCUGUCAGAGAACCCACCUGACCAAAACAUGCAAUUUAGACCUAGAAAAUGGAAAGAGCUUUGGAUGGCUACAGUAAAGGAGUCGGUAGAGACUCGAAUGAAAGACACAAGCCGUACUCCUAGGUCUGAGAACCUCUCUGCAGUUGGCCAGAACCUCCUGCACAUGGGGAAGACAAUGAAAGAAGAUUUGACAGUAGUUGUAAAGUACAUUAAACAGCUUUAUCCCCCUGAGUUUAAUGUCUUCAGCACAUAUGCAGAACUCUACCACAAUUAUUUUGCCUCCCAAGCAAAUCAAGCUGCUGGGUGUCACCUGGAAGACAAGGAUAUUUACCUCCUCCUGUCGUGGGUGCACAACUUCUAUCCAAAAGAUAUGAGAAAGGAUCAAGCUCUAGCAGAGGAGUUGGAAAAAGUUAAACUUGGAAGCCUUUUGCCGUCAAGUCUGAGCAAAGAGCUUGAAAAGAAAUACCUUGACAGUGAAGAGGCGACUGUCAAAAAUUCGCUGAGCAGAUGUUUAUCUAAAGAAAUCCAAAGAUGGAAAGAAGACCAAGAACCAGAGAAAAUAAAUGGACAUUUUCAGAGUGAGCUACUAGCAAUAAUUGUUAUCCAGAGCAUCUACGGCGGCCAGGAGCGAGCCAAGGCCAUCAGCACGGCGGUGGGAGAGGAGCUGUCGCAUCGGCUGUGGAAGGAGCUGCCUGCCUUCCUGAGAAGCUACAGGGAUGCUUUCGAAGACUUCAAGGAGAAAAGCAAGAAGCACAGCUACUACAAGCCUAUACUGAUUGCCAGCAUUAACAACUGCUGGAAUUUUAGAGACUAUGCAGAGAAAAACAUGGCAGAAAAGGAUGACAAUAAAGCCAGUAUCCUCAGCAUUCUCGGGGACAUUGAAAACAGUGGCUUUGAUGUGCUGCUUCAACCGCUGUUUGCACAGCUGAAGCCAAUUUAUAAGAAGUUUACAGAAAAUAAGUGGGACUCCAGCAAUGAAACUAUGAACGAGAUCAUUAAAACCACCAGCAAACAUGUUUCAGAAUUCCGGACCUUGAAGGACCCUUUCUACCAAGCUAUCGUCGAGAAGAUCCACGCGUAUUUGGUUAAAGCGUACAUCGUGAGGCUGCUGAAGAGGAAAGUCAGCCUGAAAACUCCAGCACAACAGCAGAACCUGGCCCAAAGCAUCUCCAAGAAUGCUGCUGACCUGGAAGCCUUCUGCACCAGCAAUGGGUCUAAAGCCACCUGGCUGAAUUCGGCGCUCCCCAAACUGGCUGAAAUUAUCCGGCUUCAGGAUUUAGGUGCGAUUAAAAUCGAAGUUGCAACAUUCGCCACGACGUACCCGGAUAUCCGCAAAAGGCACCUGGAAGCGUUCCUGCACAUCAAAGCCAAUUUGUCACGUGGUGAAGUCAAAAGCAUCCUGGGCUACUUGGCAGACAGCACAGCAUCCACAUCACCCGGGGCCCCGCUCUUCUCCAACAUAAAUGUGUCCUAGGCCAAGGCACCCCUUGGCACCCGCCUUGUGCUGGACUGUGGGCUAAGCCAGGGAUGGAGACCACCCCCUGGAGCAAUGCACAGCACGCACUGCCACCUUUUCCUACGGAAAGUACUUUGUCCUCAUCCAGUGCCCAGCAUCUCUAUGGGAAUCACCAUCAUCUGUGCCCAGCCAAGAAAAGGGGGCACCCAUGGGAGGAGCAGUGCUUGCAAGGACCAGGGCUGCUCCUCAAGGCAGCAAGGUCUCCUUGGUGCCACCACGUUCUCUGCCUGGACGCUGCCCUGGUGCUCUGACCUCCAUCUACCUCACAGGGUGCUGUGAAGGCCACGUCACUGACUCCCCAGCUAGCCCAGACCGAGCAGUCACCACCUAUGUAGCUUUCUGUCUUCUAAGGAAAUGGAGGAAACCAAAAACCGGAGCCAAAAUUUAGAGAUGUUGGAAAAGUCCCGUGGGAGCAUGCUUGCACCUCAUCUGCCUUCCUCUGAGACAGGCCAGGGGGGCACCAGGUUUUGGGUCAGGAGGAGGUGUUUCUCAGCCAUGGCAGGACUCCUGCCAUCCCUCCACACUGCAGCACCCCCAGAUCUGGAGCUUGGAGUGGCCCUGGCUGCACUCUGUGCCCCAUGCAACAGCGUUGCCCAGGGGCAUUGGGGUUUCCAAACUGGCCCUGGGGAGCCCUGACUGUCCCCGCAGCAUUGGUCCAGCCGGGCCAGCGUGAGCUUCCUUCACCUCCAUGAGGUGGGAGCCACCAGCCACCCCAGCAGCCACCAGUCACCGUGGUGACCCCAUCCAGUGCCUCUACGCUGGAGUGGCACCCUGCUAGCAGAGGGCUAGGGGCAAACCACCUAUUGCAAAGGAUGAUGUGGGUUAAGCACCAUCAUCUAUUGAG
Molecule: messenger RNA, 3028 nt
Organism: Calidris pugnax (ruff)
Lineage: Eukaryota; Metazoa; Chordata; Aves; Charadriiformes; Scolopacidae
Gene: TNFAIP2
Product: TNF alpha induced protein 2
Exons: 12
Coding region: 67-2142 (691 amino acids)
Biological process (GO): exocytosis; exocyst localization
Cellular component (GO): exocyst
Molecular function (GO): SNARE binding
Source: RefSeq, a predicted model, not a curated record